Molecule: messenger RNA, 1343 nt
Organism: Amyelois transitella
Lineage: Eukaryota; Metazoa; Arthropoda; Insecta; Lepidoptera; Pyralidae
Gene: BGRP4
Product: beta-1,3-glucan-binding protein
Exons: 8
Coding region: 120-1253 (377 amino acids)
Biological process (GO): carbohydrate metabolic process
Molecular function (GO): hydrolase activity, hydrolyzing O-glycosyl compounds
Source: RefSeq, a predicted model, not a curated record
CCAGAUAGUGAAAUCUAAGAGAUUGAUUCAUAUCAAAUAAUUUGUGUUAUCAAAACGCAAACUGAUUUAUACAAAAAUAUAUUUUCAUAUCAGUACAAUUUCCGACGUGAUCCAGUGCAAUGUUGACUUUGGCGACUUUGCUGGGUGUGGCGGCGUUGGCCUCGCUGGGUACUGCCUGCACUCCCACUGCGACCACAGUAAGCGGCACCCACGCGCCUGCUAUAGUCUGCUCUGGAGACUUGAUCUUCUCUGAUGAUUUUAAUGAGUUCGAUCUGGAGAAAUGGCAACACGAGAACACACUAGCUGGUGGUGGUAACUGGGAAUUCCAGUACUACAGCAACAACCGCACAAACUCAUUCGCUCAUAGCGGGCUAUUAUUUAUUAGACCGUCACUGACGUCCGACCAAUUUGGAGUUCCGUUCCUCAGCAGUGGACACCUGAACAUAGAAGGGGGUGCGCCAGCCGAUAGAUGUACGAAUCCACAAUGGUGGGGUUGCGAGCGUUCUGGCUCCCCUUCAAACAUCCUCAACCCUGUCAAGAGUGCAAGAAUCCGAACUGUCAACUCCUUCAGUUUCCGCUACGGACGCAUCGAGGUCCGCGCAAAGAUGCCUACUGGCGACUGGCUGUGGCCAGCUAUCUGGUUGAUGCCAGCUCACAACGUGUACGGAACCUGGCCGUCGUCCGGCGAAAUCGACCUCGUGGAAUCACGCGGCAACCGCAACAUGUUCAUCAACGGAGUCCACAUCGGUGUCCAAGAGGCUGGCUCCACUCUCCAUUACGGACCAUACCCUGAAUGGAACGGCUGGGAAAGAGCACAUUGGAUCAGAAGACAGAUUCCAGGAUGGAACGAAGGUUUCCAUCGCUAUCAAUUAGAAUGGACACCAGAUUUCAUCAGAUUCAGUAUUGAUGACGUCGAACUCGGACGGGCUACCCCUGGAAACGGCGGUUUCUGGGAGUAUGGAGGUUUCAACAGCAACCCUAAUGUCCUUAACCCAUGGAGAUAUGGAAGCAAGAUGGCGCCCUUUGACCAAAAGUUCUAUAUCAUCAUGAACGUAGCGGUUGGCGGUACCAACGGCUUCUUCCCAGACGGUGUUUUCAACCCUACUCCUAAACCUUGGUCAAACAAUUCGCCUCAGGCAGCGACGGACUUCUGGAAUGGGCAAGGAAGCUGGCUUCCAACAUGGAAUUUGAACGUCAACGAUGGCCAAGAUGCUUCGCUUCAAGUGGACUACGUUAGAGUGUGGGCCCUUUAAAAGAACUCUAUGGACAAAUAAAACAUUACGUAUCUAAUCUGACUUUCAAAGUACCUAAGACCUUUAAUAAAUAAAAUAUAAGAUACUUAA